Messenger RNA from Candida tropicalis MYA-3404, 1224 nucleotides. It is a transcript of the gene KTR2, whose product is annotated as mannosyltransferase. Gene Ontology annotation, biological process: protein N-linked glycosylation; cell wall mannoprotein biosynthetic process. The record is from RefSeq and is a predicted model, not a curated record. The transcript has a single exon. Lineage: Eukaryota; Fungi; Ascomycota; Pichiomycetes; Serinales; Debaryomycetaceae. Gene Ontology annotation, molecular function: alpha-1,2-mannosyltransferase activity. Gene Ontology annotation, cellular component: Golgi apparatus; membrane. Bases 1 to 1224 code for a protein of 407 amino acids.
AUGACAACUCAGAAAACGAUUACACUGAUAAUUAUUGGAAUUCUACUAUCUUUAUACUAUUAUUAUGUUCAUAAGUAUAUCAGUUCAUAUUCACAGACUAUUUAUAAUCCCCUUUUGAAAAAUCAGCCCAAAUUAGCUGGUAACCAAUAUUUAUUCAAACAAUUCCCUUAUGAAGAUAGAAAACAAAUAGGUAAAGAGAAUGCCACUAUGGUUAUGCUAGUACGAAAUGGAGAACUUAAAGGAGCAUUAGAAUCAAUUCGAUCACUUGAAGAUAGAUUUAAUAAAUAUUAUAAAUAUCCAUGGGUGUUUUUAAAUGAUGUACCAUUUGAUGAUGAAUUUAUUGAACAAACUUCAUUAAUGGCAAGUGGUGAAACAUUUUAUGAAUUAAUUCCUGAAGACGAUUGGCAACCUCCAAGUUAUAUAAAUCAAACUAAAUUAACUGAAAAUUUAAUUAAUUCUCGAGAAAGUGUAUUAUAUGGAGGUGUAAGAUCAUAUAGAAAUAUGUGUCAUUUUAAUUCAGGCUUUUUUUAUAAACAAAAAAGAUUAUUAAAUUAUGAUUGGUAUUUUAGAGUUGAACCUGAUGUUGAAUAUAUGUGUGAUUUUCAAUAUGAUCCAUUUGAAUUAUUACGGGUCAAUAAUAAAGUUUAUGGAUUUGUUAUAGCCAUUACUGAAUAUGAAAAUACCAUUCCUACAUUAUGGCCCACAGUUGAAUCAUUUAUGAAAGAGUAUCCUGAAUUAUUACAUCCUAAUAAUGCUAUUGAUUUCAUAACUACCAAUGAAACUUCACUCAACCACUAUAUUGAAAUGAUUGAAAGUUCAACAGAUUAUAAUUUAUGUCAUUUCUGGUCCAAUUUUGAAAUUGGAAACUUGAAUUUUUUUAGAAAUGAAUCAUAUGAAACAUAUUUUAAAUAUUUGAGUAAAAGUGGGGGUUUUUAUUAUGAAAGGUGGGGUGAUGCACCCGUACAUACAAUUGGGUUGAGUUUAUUAGCAGAUAAGAAUUCUAUACAUCAUUUUGAAGAUAUUGGAUAUUAUCAUGCUCCUUAUUUAAGUUGUCCAAGUUCAAGAGAUGUGGUAAGUUCGAAAAGAUGUAUUUGUCAACCACGACAAGCUGAAAAGGAGAUCAAUAGAACAAUCGAUACUAAUGUAUAUAGUUGUUUACCUAGAUGGUGGAAAUAUGGAUCAGGUAAAAAGUUUCUAAAUGAAAUAGAUUAUAAACGUCAAUAG